Molecule: messenger RNA, 6715 nt
Organism: Chilo suppressalis (striped riceborer)
Lineage: Eukaryota; Metazoa; Arthropoda; Insecta; Lepidoptera; Crambidae
Source: the annotation of a GenBank genome assembly
AAAAAAAGUUAUAAAGAUUCUGUGCUUCUAGUUUGUUUUGUGUCAGAAAAUUAAUGUUUUUAAAUUUCCUUCCUUUACUUAUUUCUGUUUCGAUUCCGAAACCCGAUUAUUAAAAUGGCAGGUCCAAUGGAAAGAAUACAAGUCCUAGAUGACAUUGAAAAAGAUAUUAUAACUUGUUUACAAUGUGCAGCUCAAGCACUUCUCGAACUUAGUAAAGAGAAAUCUGGCCAGAAACAAGCAGAAACAAAUACUUCACAAUUCUUGAGAACUUUAAAUCAAGUGGAAUCAAAACUCAGUGAUCAAAUUAAUUAUCUUACGCAAGUGUCUACCGGACAACCUCACGAAGGGUCUGGAUAUGCUUCACAGAAGGUUCUACAAAUGGCUUGGCAUAGAUUAGAGCAUGUCCGCUCUUGGGUAAAUGAAUUGGACCGCCUCAAAGCAUCACAUUUGGCAGUUACUAACAGAACAGCUACUGGAACUGUCCCAAAUGGUAACAUGACUUCUUCAGGAACCAGUACUUGAUAAUAGUGUCCACAUAUUUGUGUUACAAAGGUUCUUCAGAAUUACUUACUAGUUUCACAAGGACUAAAUAAAAAAUCCUAAGACUAAGCCCUAUAUCUUGAUGGGAUUAUGUUCUAUUUAUUUCUCUUAAUUUGUUUGAUAACAAAAAAUAAAUAAAUAUACCCAAAAUAAAUUUAUUUUAUUUAUAUUCAAAAAUAUUUAUGCCUAACAGCCAAACAGGGAUACUUGCCAGAAAGAAGGAUGUUGCUUCAGAAAACUUGCUGCAAAGGUUUUAGCAAUUUCUAAAAUGAAGAUAUAGCACAUUCUUCUAAUAUUGUGUACUUUUGUUUACACUAAAUACCCCUUUAAAAUGGUCUUAGAAAGAGGAAUGAUGAACUAAUGUUAGAAUAACAGUUUACGAUGUAGUGCUAGAACAAAUGAUUGAAUGACUGAUUUAUUCAAUUUCAGCAGGGAUCCAUCCCCGCCAAAAUUCCAUUCCAAUGGAAGAUGUAAGGUACACCACUGAGAUCUUCUUGAGUUUUGGCAUUAUUUUCCAGAGAUCCAGGUUCACAGCUCUGUAAAAACCGAAAUUUUAAAGCCAAAGUUAGAAAUUUUAAAUAGAUUAAAUUUAGCACUGCAUACAUAAUUUAUAACCGGUUUUGAGACAUAGGAUAUUAUUUAUUCCGGAAAAUUUUAAGUUCCUGAGAUAUUAAGUUUAAAUGAAUCACCAAUUGGAAGAAGGGAAUAAACACCAUUUUUCCCAAAUCGGGUUGCACGGCAAUGCCCCCGCCAAGUCGAGCGCGAAAUAAACACUGCCGUACCAUCCUUUACUGGAACCAUUUCGCCGCAUUUUCAGGCCCCUAUAUGAGAACCUCUAUUUUCGUCAUCCAGUAAGCUUAAAAUCCAGAAUUUCAAGUCUGUAGGUCAUUUAGUUCCGAUGUUAAGCGAAAGCAAAGUUUCGCAUUUAUGACACUCACUCACUCAUGAUCAUCAGAAUAUAACUAGUACUUUCCAUAAACUCAGAGAGCUGAAAUUUGGUACAGAGUUAGGGUAGGUAUUUGUUUCUCAGGUUUUCACGCAUAUCACUCAUUAAAUAAAACUAGUUUUUACGGGUUUAUGCAAGAAACUUUAUUUAUUUAUUGACGUUUCGUAGCCUUUACAGGCUACGUCGUCAGAAUCAAACUUUUAUUUAAUUUGUCGAGCUACCUUCGAAAGACUUUUAUUGAGCGUUCCGUUAUUUCAUUGAUUUUUAAAGUUUUAUUGUCUAUGUAUGAAUUUAUUAUUUAAUUUACAUAAUAAAGUAUUUUAUUUAAAAUUCUUUUUUGUAAUUUUGUGUUUAUUUAUUUGACCCUAACAUUUUAAAGUAGGGUUAAAUGCCCACAUAAAGGGAAAACUAUAAAGACUAGGAUAAUCGAAGAUCUGGAGUACCUGGUGACCAUGAUUACAAAACACAAGAGCCCAAACAAACUAUUAGAAGAGAUCGACAUACCGCCUUUAUAAAAAAUAUUCAACUUGGUGGGCCGCUUCAUUUGAUGUCAAAAAUUGAAGGUCUGAAGUAUCUGAUGAAGAACCAUCAGCUGGUCUCAGCUGUAUUAGAGAUAUGGUAAUGCCCCAUUCUACUAUUGGUACACAGAAAAAUCGACUGUCAUGCAAAAAUCCAGCGUAGUGGGACACAUCUUUUAAUUUAAUCUAGCCUUUAGCGUCCCACUGCUGGGCGAAUGCCUCCCCUUCUACUUUUAAUACGCAUAUAAAUAAAAUAAAAGGAAAACUGUGGAUAACACAAGACUGGCUUUUAUACUUAUACUUACGAGUUUACAAGAAAAAAUAGUCGAACGAUUAACUUUUUUCUACUCGAACAUUACACAAAUUAAAUAAACAAAUUACACUAAAAUAUUAAUUUCGCUCAAAAUUUGGUCAAAAUAUAAUGCAUUGGACUAAAAGUGAUACCAAGGUCUAAGUCUAAAAAAUGCCCUCAUGGACAUUGGCACCUCCAUAUUCGCUUGUGGCCAAGCCUACGUGGCGCUUUCACGAGUAACCAAUCUUCAUGGGGUGCACCUCAUAAAUGUUGACUUCAAGAGUAUAAAAGCUCAAGCUUCAGCGAUCACGGAAUACAACCGGCUUAGGCGUAAAUACCGCGCCAAUCUUUCAGAAAUUAAACCGUCUAAAAGAAUAAAUAAAGAACGCGAAUGGGCAAUACGAAAAACUGUUGCUACUGUUCAAGAAUCAGAAUCGGAAAAAAAGAACAAUAAGAUUUGUAAUAAUAAAAAUACUCCCAAAAAGAAAAAAAUGUGCCAAAUAAGAAAAUCUAAUAAAAUACGUUUCUUCAAAAAGAUGUGAAAUUCCAUUCCCACCAAAAACAGUCUGUAAAAAACUAGCUAAGUCUCGAUGGAGCUGCUUGUUUAUCUUUAAAAAGUAAUGAAAUCUAGACAAGUCGUGCCAAGUCUAAGGUUACUUACUGCGAUUUCCUUUAAUUGAUGCUAUUCACUUUUUACAGUGCUCAUUAGAAAGCUAUUUUUGAGGACUUUAAAAGAAAAGUGUUCAGAAAAUAUAUGUUAUAAAAUGCAUCGGUUUCCCGUUAUUUAGGUUUGAAUACUUAGAUUUAAGUACUCGCUGAAAAAUAUAGAUAGAAUAACCUAUAGCUCACUUUGAAUUAAUAUUAGAAGGUUUUUCCAAGUAAGGAUUUGUUUGUUUUUCUAUUAGCCUCAAUUUUGGUAAUAAUAUUUUUUUUAUAUAGUUAUCGAGUCAUAUGAAAAACCGCUUUAAAACAUGUAUUUUUAUCACGAAAAAUCACAAUCUUUCAUCUUUAAUAACUCAGAAAGUAUUGAUUUAUUCCAAAAACUUUAUAUAACAAAUUUUGCUUAGAAUUUGUCUCUCUAUCGAUUCCUGGAGUUAUUUUUAUUAAAAUAAUUUUCACCCCCCAGAAGGGAUGGCAUCUACCCCCAGGGCAAAAGCGUACGUUGGCACUAUGUCACUUUUGUUUCUUAAGGUAUCCCCCCCCUACUCACUAAUUUUCAUAAAAAUCGAUGGAGAUUCAACGAAAUCGGAGGUGAAAACCUUCAUUGACUGGACUAUAGGUAGACCGCUUAAACGAGUCCUCGCCUGCGGGGUUAAUUAGGGGAGGGCGUAAACGGGGACCGUGAGAGGUGCGAGCGGCAGGCACAUUGUCAAAAUUAAAAGUGCCCGCUGCCUGCACCUCUCACGAUCCCUGUUCUCCUCUUCCCUCACAGGCGAGGUUUUAGUUAUGCGGUUUACCUAUAGUCUAAGCUUAUUAUUCUUCGUUUAUUAAUAAAGGGGGUUGAGGUUACGUUACACUCCGUUAUCAAUGUGUACCGAUAUAUGGUAAUCAGAGCAAAUAAGUACAAUAUUUAACUUUUAUCUAAUCACCGCGACAUGGGGCAUGAAGAUAGAUAGAUACCUACCUGAUUUCUGUGCCUAUCGAAUCAGCCAAGGUCGGCACAGAGGUUGGCUUGCUUACGCCAUGUUUAUGCACUCUCUUUCCAUAACAUACGUUUGAUUUGAUGGACCGUAUUUGUUUGGCCGUGGCCGCGCAUAGUUCGGCUGAUAACGGAUUAGGUGUAUCAGAGCCCGAACGCUUAAACUCACCGAAUGUGGGCCCUCAGAUGAAACGCCUCAAUUGCCAUAUUACUGUAUCUGACCAACUUAAAUAAUAAUGACGAAUGAAGGGCUACAUAUACCUAAAGAAGAGCUUUGCUUUACUCAGUGACUGUCAAUAAAGAAAAUCAAAAUCAGUUAGUGGCCUCUCAGUUAUCGCGUACUCAAAAUUCUGUGCCUCGAGGCCAGAGGCACGCGCAUGGGUUUGUCUUUUUUGUUUCAUGUGACGUCCUCCAUGUUGGAAUUGCUAGCACCCCGUUUUCAAGAUGUCGCCAUCUCUGAGGUACCGGAUUUGAUUCUGGACAGGUCAAUAAAGAAGACUCGAGUCUUCGACCCACAAGCCAGCGAGUUCUCUAGCAGCUUGUAAACUCGCCCCGUGUCAUCGAGCAUACUAAUAUAUCACCCAUGUAGAUUCCACAUUCUUGUAGGUAACUCGGGAUGCGAGCUGAUAACCGACUCGCACAUGACAGUAACUCGUAUGAUGCGGUUACACAAUGCGAGUAACUGUACUACAGUAACUGAUUAGGCCAGCUCGCACUGUAUAACCUAGGCAUUAGGUAUAAUUAAUACAGCCAAGAUCAAUGUCUUGAUAUAAGAAUAUAACCAUGUCUUAUAAACCUUGCCUAGGGAACCUAUGGGAAUAAAAUUAUCAAGAAAUACGAUUUAUAAUUGGAAACUAAAAUUUAUUUUUGUUUGUUUAGUUUUGCUAUAAAAUAAGGAAUGAAAAACUUUUCUUAUCAAAAGAUUUUUAAAAGUUCAUGAAAUGAAACUUAUCAUGCCAUAAUGGAAAUGAGAUUUUUUCCCAUUAGGAUGUCAUUAGUACCAUUGGCUAGUACCAUUGAUGGUACAAGUGAUACAACUUUGUAUACUUAAUACCAUGACUGAAAAGUAUGGAUAUUCGCGCCGUAAUUGUAAUUGACAAUAGUGGUACUAUAGAUACAAAACUUCGUAUCCUUAGUACCAUUAUUGAAAAGAAAAGUUAUUUACUACAGUGAACAAAUGAUUCCCUGUAAAUGUAACCGAUAAAAAAAAAAUCAUGUACACCAGUACACCAGAUGUUUUUGUAUUGUCAUACCUUUAAAUGAAAAAGGAAAACGAAACUUCUACGCUCAAGUAUAAAGGGAAAUAUAAUAAAUCCAUACAAUCAAAGGCGCAAGUUUUCUAAAAAUAAUGUCACAUUUCAUUACCAUUAAUGAGCUGCAUUUGAACAUGCUGUUUAAAUGCACAUCGCGCGAUGAUAGAUUUUUAAACAGCUCCUUUAUUACAUUUACAGCGGUGAAUGCUGCAUACUCCUUACUGGUCUUUAAAAGAUGGCUUAUUGUUGUGGGUCUCCUCUUAAAUAUUUUGUUGAAUUGCCCAUUCCACCUUUCACACACUUUAGUUGUACUGUGUCUUUCGACAAAACAAGUUUCACUAGUAGCAUCGAUAGAAUUAGCAACACAACAAUAUUCAAGUAGCGAUACAACAAUAUAAUUGGAUGCUACAAUUUAUCCUAAAUUAGUGUCACUAGUACCCUUGGUGGUACUAAGGAUACAAAGUUGUGUCACUAGUACCAUCAAUGGUACCAGCCAAUGGUAACUGACACAAAGAUUUUUUUUAAAAGCUUGCAAUAAUUUAAUUGUGUAAAUAAAUAAUAUUAUGUGAAUUCGAAUGUGAUCAUUAGAAACAAAAAGGUUCACAAUAAAGAAACGCAAAUACCUAUAUAUAACACCUACAAUAAAAUAAUAACACACUUCUUCCUGUUACAUUGUUGGCUAAAUGUAAAAUAUUAUUUAUAAUGUAUACCAAAUUAGUAAGAAAACUGUUAUUUACUUUAUGUUUUAAUGUAAAAAAACCCCAUUUAGCAAACCAAUUAAAGCUUAAGUCUUUAAAAUCUUAAGCAAUACAGUCAACAGCACACACGGUAUUACAAAAUUAGUACAUUUUAUUGUAAUUGUUUUGUGUAAUUAUCUAAAAUUGAAUACUAUUAUCAGAAUAUUCUAGUGAUUGAAAUGUUCAAGUUACAUGUAAUCUAAUCAUCUUUAUAUAAUUGGGUGCUUUUGUGUUCUUUUGGGUAGCUAGUUAAAAUGAUGAUGAUUUGAAUCAUGUGAUAUACAUAAUAAUUCAGGACACUUUCAAACAACAUCAUUACACCAUUCUAACAAACAUUGUAAAAAAACCAAUUGUGCUAACAAUAAUUAUAAAUAAACUAUUAAAUAUUACAUUUCUCACAUUAAAAAGUACAGCAAUUCAGGUAAUACAGUAUGGGAUGACAUUUUGUCCAGGACAACACAUUGUCAUGAGACUUAACACAGAAGUCACUCCUCUUUUCAGCUUCGUUGAUUUGCAUUGGAUUUGGUGAAUUUCUCUAUGUCAUCCAAUGAUCUCUUUGCUUUUGUCGAAAUAUCAUCCAUUGAUCUUCGGGCAGUAGAAGUGAUGCCAUCUAUAGAUUUCUUUGUCUGCGUUAGCAAUUCAUCUGUGCUUUUGCAAGCUGAUGUAGCAAGUUCUUUAAUUUCAGAGUCUAUCUUUCCUAUAACCCAUUCAAUCGCUUGCCUGCCUUUGCCAGCAUUCAAAGAAAUCUUGUUUGUCAACAAAUCUUCCAUGUAACUGCUAAGAGGCACUC